GCCCCCCCGCGGCCGACGGCGGGAAGCGGUUUUGGGGCGAAACCCGCCGGGAACGGGAAACUCGGCGCUCGUGACGUCACUGCGCCACGGAACGCCGUCCCGGGCCUCGCCCCGGAGGGGAGAGGGACGUCGGAGAGCGGAACAGGAUGGGCAUGGGGGACUCCAACCCGGCAGCAGUGCCACAUGCUGCUGAGGACAUCCAGGGGGACGACAGGUGGAUGUCACAGCACAAUCGGUUUGUCCUGGACUGCAAAGACAAGGAGCCCGACGUGCUCUUCGUGGGGGACUCCAUGGUGCAGUUGCUACAGCAGUACGAGAUAUGGCGAGAGCUCUUCUCACCACUCCAUGCACUGAAUUUUGGGAUUGGUGGAGACACCACAGGACAUGUUCUAUGGAGACUGAAGAACGGUGAACUGGAGAACAUUAAACCCAAGGUCAUUGUUGUUUGGGUUGGAACAAAUAAUCACGAAAACACAGCAGAAGAAGUAGCAGGGGGGAUCGAGGCCAUCGUGCGCCUGAUAAACGCCCAGCAGCCACAGGCCAAAGUCAUUGUACUGGGCCUGCUACCUCGUGGAGAGAAGCCAAACCCGCUGCGGCAGAAGAACGCCAAGGUGAACAACCUGCUCAAAGCCUCGCUCCCCAAACUGCCCAACGUCCAGCUGCUGGACGUGGACGUGGGCUUCGUGCACUCGGAUGGCACCAUCUCCUACCACGACAUGUUCGAUUUCCUGCACCUGACGGGCGGGGGGUACGCCAAGGUCUGCAAGCCCCUCCACGAACUGAUCAUGCAGCUGCUGGAGGAGACCCCCGAGGAGAAACGAGCUGCCCUGGCCUGAGCCGCCCGUGUCAGCGCCGAGAGCAUCAUCCAGCCCAUCAGAUCAGUUCUGUCACUGGCACUACAGAAUCCUUCUUUCUUAAAGCACUUUCCAUUAUAGAAUGUUACCGGAUGUCCGUACCUAGUGUUUUGAGGGGGAAGGCUCAUGUUUAACUGGUCUUGUACGUACGAGGGCCGGCUUGGUUGGUUUUAUUGCAGGAGGAAAUUAGCUGAAGAAGAGUUUUACUUUUAAACCAUUCCUCAUUUAAAACGAGAACAGGACUGUCACUCUGUGCCCCUCUCAUGUCUUGUUGCUCUGUGGUUGUCCUAGAACCCCUUGUAGCCUGUCCGACACUGCUCCUGGCUCACCAUUCCUGGCUGCAGCCAUCGUGCUCUGUGUAUUUGCCUGGGAACAAGAAUCACAUUCCACUUGCAAAAGCCAGAACAGAUGCAUUUUUCCAAACUCGGUCCCACCUUUUAGAGGUUUGGGGUUUUUUGGGGGGUUUGUGGUUUUUUUUGUUUGUUUGUUUGUUUAUUGUUUGUUUUUUUUUUACUGGGGGGUUUAAAUGAAACGUGUUGCUUUCUCACUCCUUUCUGAAGCAGCAUGAAACUGGAAUUCAGAAAUUUAAAGAAGCAAACGGUUACCUGAGCUCGUGCAACGCUCCCAGGUGCUUGUCUCGUGCUUGUCUGCCCAUGCCUGCUAGCCAGGGCACCUUCCCUCCCACGCAGCUCUCCCGGGGGCACCUUCCUUGCCUCCCACGCAGCUGUCCCGGGAGCAUUCCCAUUCGGGUGCUGCUGCUCUCCCCUGCUCCUGCUGCCCGUGGUGUCGCUGGCUUUUAGCAGUUGCUCAGUGUAGGAUUUUAAUGAUCCAUUAAUCUGGCAGUCACUUCCUUGCUCCCUGGAACUGACAGACAUGCCUCUGAGGUCCCUGCACCACAGGGCUCUUUGCAGUGCUGUUCCUUGUUCCUUUUUUCUUCUGUUUUUUAUCAAGUAUGAGUGAGCGUUACAUCCUUUUUUUUUCUAAAGCAAACCCACAUGAACAGCCCCUGGCUGCAAGGCCCAAAUCACUCUGAAGCUUUACAGAUCCCAAGGUGUAUAUUUCUUUGUUGCUACUGGUUUACUUGUAUAAACAUUUUAUUUGAGCAACUACAGCCUCUUACAGUAUAAAGUGAAGUUAAGGCAUAGCUUUUCCUGCCCUGGACACUGCUCCUAACCUCUAGCAAGUGAGCUGGAGGGGCAGGUGCCCUCCUAAGGGGCUGUGGCUCAGUGGGAUUUCAGUUUGGUUUGCAGUUAGGAGGGCUGGUUUUAGUGAGACAGCCUUUCAUUUAAAACUGAGAGGUUCUCUUUCAGAAAGAAACAGUUUGGACCCAAGAAGCAGGGCCCUGGAUGGGUUGAUGACUUGAAAAUUGAUAACUAUUUUAAACCGAGUCUCUUCCUCCCUGGCUUACCUGCCGGAGCUGGAGCUCAGUGGUGCCACACUGGCCUCGCUGGGUUUGUGCUUCCCGUGGGACCCACGUGCAGGUAAAUCUGGGAGGAACAGAGAGCUUCACUCCGUGUGCCGAGGGACGUGCUCAGGUGUCAGGUCCUUGCUGAAGCCCAUAGGUACUGUACAUAGUCUGUCUGCCCUUUGCUGUAGCCAAGGGGCUGGUGUGUAACUCUGACCUAGCAUUGAGGAAUCCCGUAACGCCCCACCUCAUCCCCCUCCUCCUGUAGAUUUGAUCAUAGCAGGAUUCCUGCCUGGAUUGCAUGCAUAGUGUGUGUUUUGUUUCCAGUAUAUGUGAUCUACACACAGAUGAAGGAAAGGUGAAGUGUUCCCCUUGCCAGGAUCAGAUGCAGGGAGUUGCGGAGUGCCAUGGGAGAGGAGGGAUCGUGAUCCAGAUCAGGAAUGCUGCUCCCUGAGGCUGGCUUUGCACUCCUGGCCUUGCAGGGCAGGCUGUGAGGGAACGCUGCUCACGCUUCCCAUAAGGUGCUGGCUGGAGAAACUGGGGAAGGGCAAGUGUAAAAUCAAAUGCUAAAAGUAGGCUGCAGUGGAGAGUUCUUGGGAAAGGGCUUAUCCCACCCCCAGCCCCCUCAGGGAGCCAGGAUAAACCCCAUUCUACUCCCUGAGAGCUUUCCAUCUCUCCAGGCUUGUGAGAAAAGGCAAGUGUGUGCUAGUUAAUCUGUGCAUCCCUGCUUUCCUUCCCGCUGCUGCUGCUGCUGCAUUUGGCUGAAGAGAUGCUAACCAGGAAUGUACUCCAGUAAAGCUCCGACUUCUCCGCUCGGCACCCUCUGCCCGCUGUGAGUCAGCCCCUCUGGCAGGGUGCCGAGUGGACCGGGAGGUUUGGCAGCAUCCGGAGGCCCUGGAGUGUCACCAGGGAGGCUCUGCUGGCUCUGCUUUGGCUUGGCUUGCUGAGGUGCCACGCUCUGUGCUGGUUCAGUGCUCACGGCUCGGCUCCAUCCCUGGUGCUGGAGAGGGAGGAUGGCGUCUUCUCCACUCAAACUUGGCUCUGCCUGGCAGGAAACUGCCCUGCUCACUUGAGAGGUGUUGUGAGCAAGAGGGUUCUGCCUCCUCGCUCACCUAGUGCUGAAAACCGAGUGCCUCGUGUGGGAAAGCUUCAAUUUCAGCUCUGGAUGUCCCUCGGGACAGGCCUGGGCUGGAUCUAAGGGCUCCUCUAAGUGAGCAUUCCCAGUUUGGUGUUUAUUGCAGCAGAGAGGAAAACAAACUAACAGAAGGUGUGAAAUGUCAGUCUUGUGAGGUGCGGGGCGGGAGGACGAGGCAGGACGGGAGCCGUGAGGAGGAAGGCCUGUCCCUCCCCUCGCUGCCCGCCCGCCGCCCUGAGCCUUCCCCGGGACACAACCAUUGUGAUUCUGCUUUGGCAAAAAUGCAUCGGCUGGUAGAACUCACUGUUAGUGCAUAUUUCGAUAUAAAUGUCAAUGUUUCACCCACCGUGUCGCCGCCUGUGUGUGUGUGUGUGUGUGUACGUGCUGAGGCAUCUCCUGCCUCUGUCUCGGUCACUCCUGGUUGGUCUCCGCGGGGCUGAGGAAGUGCUGCCAAACCUCCCUGGCUCUGGGAGUUGUGCUCAGCCAGAUCCUCGCUCCUGAUUUAGUUCCUGCUUUUCCCCACUCCGUUUGGGGCUUUUUCUUGUCUGUUUUUCCUCCUUUCUCCGUGCAGAGCUGAGGUCCUGCUCCAAACCUGUGAGUGCGGUGCUGCAGGUAAAGGGAACCGGUAUUUCGGCCCUCCACAGGACAUAGGCUUGUGCUCAGCUGCCGAGUGGUUUAUCUCUAAUAGCCCUGGAGUGAACAGGGAAGGCACAUCCCCACGCAAUCCCCCUCACGGCCAUCCCGUGGAGGCGACUCGAGUUCGAUCCGAGUCGGUUGGAGUUCUGCUUCUAGUCCCGCAUGGGCGUCCAUCUGUCCCUGAGGUCAUUCCAUCUGCCACCAGCGUCACCACCUGUACCUGGAAACGACAUGCAGACUGUCCAAACCAGGGGAUCCUCAGGGAGAGGAGGCCCAGAGAAAUAAAGUGCACAAUAGCAGCA
Myiozetetes cayanensis is the source of this 4332-nucleotide messenger RNA. It is a transcript of the gene PAFAH1B2, whose product is annotated as platelet activating factor acetylhydrolase 1b catalytic subunit 2. The transcript is spliced from 6 exons. The record is from RefSeq and is a predicted model, not a curated record. Lineage: Eukaryota; Metazoa; Chordata; Aves; Passeriformes; Tyrannidae. The coding region runs from base 147 to 836 and encodes 229 amino acids.